CACAUACACUCAUACACACACUCACACACUCAUACACACACACUCAUACACUCAUACACACACACUCAUACACUCACACACACACACACUCAUACACACACACACACACACACACACACACAGGAUGGCGCACUGGACACAACAUGAGAAGGAUCUGGAGCAGGAGGUGAAGAAGCUCAUUGUGCACCUGACUGGGAUUGAGGAUGAGGAGGAGGAUGAAGAGGACCAGAACUUUCAGAUGGCUCUCAAAUUCGCCUGGUCCAAUUUCAGGUUUCACCGGUUCCUGGACGUCAGCAGUCACAAAGUGCAGCGCUCCAUAAAAGGGGUUUAUGAGAAGCUGAUGAUACACUCUGAUGUGUGUAAAGCUGAGAGCUGGAUGAGAUUAACCAGCGAGUUCCUGAGUUCUCCUCUCCCUCACACUGAGGGCUGCAUGACUGAUGUCCAUCACAGUAUUUUGUUCUUGUUGCUCCUUUUAUCCGAUUCUCCGUCCAACACGAGCUACACCGAGCGUCCUCGGCUGAGAGAAGCGGAGAAGGAGGACAAGAUCGACUGGGCGAAGUAUCUAAUGGAAGGAGAAGAUGUGGACACAGGGCCGUUUCCGGACACUCCGGAGUGGUCCGAAGACGAGAGCGAGGAGGAAGAGAGUCAGCAGCUUAUCAGCAGAGAGGAUUCUGGGAUCCAGGUGGACAAAACGCCGCAGGAAGAUCAGCAGCAGAACGAUAAGAUGGUGCAGGUCACCUGGGCAGUAGGAGAACCGGACUCCAGGGCGUGGCUGGAGCGCCACGUGGUGACGCCGUACUGGGUUCCUCACUCGUCACGCUUCCCUCACAGCCUCCACCUGCACUCCAACCUGCUGAAUGUCUGGGAUCAGCAUCUCUACAACACGGACCCGCUCUAUCUGCCCGAGGAGAAAACCUUCGUCACUGAAACACAAGUGAUUCGAGAGACUCUGUGGCUUUUAUCAGGUGUGAAGAGGCUUUUUAUAUUUCAGCACCAUGAUGGAAAAAUCGGCGUGAGGAACGACGUAGUGGUCACACACUUAACCAACGACUGCUUGCGCUCCGUCCUGGAGCACGUCGCGGCGUACGGCCAGGCCGUGUUCCGUCUCCAGAAGUUCAUAGAUGAAGUGAGCGGUCACAGCACGGAGCCGUGUCCUCCAGGCCUCGGCACUUCCUGCUCUUCGUCCUCCAAGAAGAGCUCGGAGCCUCCGUUCAGGACCUACCAGGCGUUUGUGUGGGCGCUGUACAAGUACUUCAGCAGCUUUAAGGAGGAGCUCGCUGCUAUCGAGAGAGACAUCAUCAGCAAAGAUGAGACAGUGACUUUAUCAGCAGUGUUAGAGCGGCUCAGCCCUCACCUGGCUCAGAUCACUGUGCUGCACAGGGUUUUCUGCACAGGCGUGGCCGAGGUCCCUUCUGGCACUCCUGACGUGGUCCGAGCGUCACACCUCCUCAACACCCUGUACAAAGCCAUCAUCGAGUACGACAGUGUCGGAGAAGCUUCAGAACAGGCGGUGGCGCUGCUCUUCUCUCUCUGGGUGGAGACGGUCAGGCCGUACCUCGAGAUCGUGGACGAGUGGAUCGUUCACGGUCACUUGUUUGACCCGGCGAAAGAGUUUAUAAUCCAGAGGAACAAGGACGUACCGGUGAACCACAGGGACUUCUGGUACGCCACCUACACCCUGUACAGCGUGUCAGAGGCCGUGGACAGCGAGGAGAGGCUGAGCGACACGGCCAGCGGCAGCUCAGGAGGAGAUCAGAGCUCCAGCAGCAGACAAAACACCAUGGUGUCCUUCCUCAAACCCGUCCUCAAGCAGAUCAUCAUGGCAGGGAAAUCCAUGCAGCUGCUCAAGAACCUGGACUGUAAAGAAGCCGAGCAGGCUGAAGGUUCCUCCAGAGAUGCAGAGAGGAAAAGUCUGUACACUCUCUUCCUUGAGUCGGUGCAAACACGUCUCCGCCGUGGAGAAGAUUCACCCACGGAUACAGUAACCGAGCAACAAGCCACCAAGAGGAGUCUGAUUAAGAUGCAGUCCAUCGUAGCACGUCACCUGGAACUGGAUGACGUUCACGAUCCGCUGCUGGCCAUCAACUUCGCCAGGUUGUAUUUGGAGCAGAAAGACUUCCAUGAGAAGUUCUCCGGCGCCGACGUGAUCGUGGAUCGGUCGUCUGAGUCGGUGACGUGUCAGACGUUCGAGCUGACCCUGCGCUCAUGUCUGUACCCACACAUCGAGAGGAGAUACAUCGAGUGCUGCGGGAAUCUCAUGAGAACACUCAAGAAGGACUACAGGCUCCUGGGAUACCUCCAGGCCAUGAGGAACUACUUCCUGUUGGAAGCAGGUGACACCAUGUACGACUUCUACACCGCCAUCUUUGACAAGGUUCUGGAGAAGGAGAGCUGGCAGCAGCUGGCGUUCCUCAACGUGCAGCUGCAGGAAGCUGUGGGACAGCGCCGCCCGGAGGAUAGCAGCCGAUUGUCGAUCUUUCUGGAGUCGAUCGAGCCUGCGAAGAAAAAGCAGCCGAUCAAUAACCUGGAUGGUCUCACGCUGAGCUAUAAGGUUCCGUGGCCUGUGGAUAUCGUCAUUAGUUCAGAGUGUCAGAAAAUCUACAAUCAAGUCUUUCUGCUGCUUCUACAAAUCAAAUGGGCCAAAUACAGUCUGGACACGCUGAGAUUCAGCGAUCUGACCGUAGCCGCGAAACGUCACGAAGCGAGUCCGGCCGAAGAGCUCGCAGCCAAGGAGCCGAUACAGCAGCAGAUCCACAGGAUGUUUCUCCUGAGGGUCAAACUCAUGCAUUUUGUUAACAGUCUUCACAACUACAUCAUGACCAGAAUCUUACACAGUACAGGCUUGGAAUUUCAGCACCAGGUUCAGGAGGCGAAAGAUUUGGACCAGCUCAUAAAGAUCCACUACAGAUAUCUGUCCACUAUCCACGACCGCUGCCUUCUCAGAGAAAAGGUGAGCUUCGUCAAAGAAGCCAUCAUGAAGGUCCUUAAUCUGGUUCUCAUCUUCUCUGACCGAUGGCAGGCUGGCUUUGGGGCGUGGAAGAUCGAAUCGAUCGACAAAAUGGAGUCGGAUUUUAAGAACUGUCACAUGUUCUUGGUGACCAUCCUGAAUAAAGCCGUGUGUAGAGGAUCGUUUCCUCACCUGGAGUCUCUCGCUCUGUCUCUGAUGGCCGGCUUCGAGCAGUGUUAGACCUCUUCUCGCCACCAGGGCGGCGCUGUAAUACCGCAUGUGUUCGGCGUGUGGAAACGUCCGAGUGGACACCACAGAGGAGGAAGUGUGUUCACACGUUUGUUCUCUCCGUUUAGAGCUCAGCUUUCAACAGAUCGUUUUUUUCAAGCCGUCGAACACGAAUGGACUUAAACUGAAAAUUAGUUAAUGCAGCAAGACAUUUUAACAGAUGGUCAGUGUGAUGUACAGUACAGUGGUGUUGGUGUGCAGUAACCUGGAUGUAUACAUCAGCUCAUUACUAGCUUUGUUGAUGUUUCUGCGCAAUAAAUGGGUUGUUAUGUGCAA
Tachysurus vachellii is the source of this 3511-nucleotide messenger RNA. It is a transcript of the gene tubgcp5, whose product is annotated as tubulin gamma complex component 5. Gene Ontology annotation, biological process: spindle assembly; meiotic cell cycle; microtubule nucleation. The transcript is spliced from 23 exons. Gene Ontology annotation, cellular component: spindle pole; gamma-tubulin complex; equatorial microtubule organizing center. NCBI's taxonomy places the organism in Eukaryota, Metazoa, Chordata, Actinopteri, Siluriformes, Bagridae. Gene Ontology annotation, molecular function: gamma-tubulin binding; microtubule minus-end binding. The record is from RefSeq and is a predicted model, not a curated record. The coding region runs from base 125 to 3187 and encodes 1020 amino acids.